This is a messenger RNA of Penaeus vannamei (Pacific white shrimp), 2815 nucleotides long. RefSeq names its product tudor and KH domain-containing protein homolog. Lineage: Eukaryota; Metazoa; Arthropoda; Malacostraca; Decapoda; Penaeidae. Gene Ontology annotation, molecular function: RNA binding. Gene Ontology annotation, biological process: P granule organization; piRNA processing; spermatogenesis. Gene Ontology annotation, cellular component: P granule. The record is from RefSeq and is a predicted model, not a curated record.
AGGGAAAAGGUCGCCGUCGGGUAUGGAGGCGUAUCGCGUGAAGAACUUUAUUUUACCCUUAGGAGGAGCUCUACUCUUAUCUGGUGUCGCUGGAACGAUCUAUUAUUACCUGACGAAGAAGGAUGACGAGGAUGAGCGUGUAUUGCCUGACACAAGAAAUAAUCAAUGGACAAGUGCAGAAGUGCGUGUCCCAACUGAAUGUGUUGGUCUGGUCAUAGGGCGGCAGGGUGCCAAUGUCAAACUCAUCCAGGAACGAACCGGCACAAAGAUCAACUUUUCAGAUGAAGAAAUUGAUGGGCAUAGAAUAUGUCUUAUACGAGGCCCGGAAGAAAAUGUCACCACAGCACAGAAACUUGUUUUUAAAGCCGUUUCGGAUCAGCCUGUCAUUGAAUCAACUGAAAUGUUUGUUCCUCAGUACUCUGUUGGGAGGAUUAUUGGCAGAAGUGGGGAGAGCAUAAGAUCUGUGUCACGAAUAAGCGGUGCAAAAGUUGACGUAGAAAGAGAGGAAGAGCAGUCACAGUUGAUCAGAAACCAAGAGGAUAUGAGGAGGAUAGUACUCAAAGGCAGCAAAGAACAGAUAGACGCAGCCAAAUCCCUGAUCUUAGAGAAGGUUGCAGAGGAGGAGGAAAUGAGACAGCAGAUUCAGGCCUCGGCGGUUAACAUGUCAAUGAGAGCAAGAGGUCGGCAAACUCCUCUGGAAAAUGGGGGCAGUGAGGCAGCCAUGAAUGGGUCUAUGCACCAGGAAUAUCUGUCUAUGCCAGGCAGUGAUCGUUUUAUUGAAACAUAUGUAUCUGCAGUGGACUCCGCUGCACAUUUUUGGCUUCAGGUUGUAGGGCCAAGGUCCAUUCAACUAGAUAAGUUAGUGACAGAAAUGACAGAGUACUAUGAGGAUGAAGACAACCGUGAACUCCAUGUGCUUGAAAAGGUGAAGAAAGGCGACAUAGUAGCAGCCAAGUUCCCACACGAUGAUUCAUGGUACAGAGGACAAGUUUGCGGUUAUGAGCCCAAUGAGGAUGACCCCUCUCAGAGCCUGGUCACGGUGUAUUACGUUGAUUUUGGAGAUACGGAAACCAUCAAAAUGGAUUGUGUAUUUGAGCUCAGAACAGAUUAUCUUAAGCUCAACUUUCAAGCUAUUGAAUGCUUUUUAGCGAACAUUAAAACUGAAAGUGUAAAAGGGGAUGAGGCUGCAGACGCCUUUGAAGAACUGACCUAUGCAGCCCAGUGGCGAGUAGUAAUGGUGAAAGUAGUUGGUUAUCAGCAGGGAGGUGACAAGACUAUACCAUGUGUCCGUAUCAUAGACACCAAUGGACCUACAGACAUUGAUGUUGCUGAAGAAUUAGUUAAACGAGGAUUAGCAGAAUGGACAAAUGGGGGUCCAUCCACUCCAUAGGGAUCUUAAGAAUCAAGUAAUUACCAUUAAGAUGUGAUUGCUACAUCGAUUUCUGGUUGCUUUCACUUCAGGUCCGUCACUCCACAAGCAUGUGGAUCAAUCACUUUGUAGAGGGACACAAAGAGAAUGUGAUGAAAUAGGAAAAUUUCUCCUUUGGAACAUCAUUCAGCCCAUUUAUGACACUACAAAGCAUUUAUAGGUUACUCAGGGUAAUAUAUGUCAGAGAGUUCAAGUAAAGAAUGAGGGGAAUAAAAAUAUAUUGGGAUUGCAUUUGAUAUUCUUGUUCCCAGCGCACCAGGAUAUAAAUGUAAAUGUGAAUAAAUUUAAAGUCAUAUACUUUUCAGUUGAAGAUUUACUUUUUUGAUAGAUGUGCAGAGGGCUUUCAAUGUAUUUGUGAGGGAUAUGAACAUCAGGAUGAACAUAGAGAAUUGUUUGUAAAAAGAGAGGACUAUAUUACAAUUGCACUAAGUCUAUCUGAAGAAAAAGUGUUCUAUGCAUCCUGUGUGUUGUUGCAAGUUAAGGGGAAUAUAGACUAAACAGUGUAAGUGGCAAUUUAACCAAUCAUGAUGGGGCCAGAAUUUUGUGACGUAAUUAUUACGCAACAGUUUGGUCUCUGGCAGGGUUUGUGCUAGGUACAGUUGGCCCACUCGCUCACUCGCUAGAGCAAGUCAUGAUGUGUAUACACGUAUUACAUGAUUAAAUCAUGACGGGUAUAGCUAUACUUGUCACUGAGGGGUUAAAUAGUCCAAAGUGAGGACAUUUCAAGAGGACACAAGAAGACUUUACCUAAAGUUAACUCAUUGGUCAUGGGUGCAUGUCCUGUCCACUGUAGCUUUUAGGGAAUUUUGUUGCACACAGAUGGCUCUACAAGUAAUCAGCCUCUAAAGAGGCAAUUAGGAAGCCCUAGUGACUGCACCUGAUUUUCCCUUUCCUUUAAUUAGUGGAAUCCCCCCACCCCCAAAUGUAAUUAAUAUCAAUUUUGUUAUUAUUAUUAUUUACAUUGUAAUUAUCAUGCCAUGAAAGUACUAAUAACAGUAAAACAUAAAGAAUAUUUCUGAAAAUCAAGGAAAAGUUUAAAGAUGUGAGAUAGGUAGGACUAAUAAUUGACUCCUUGGUAGCUAAGGCCUUAUGGAGCCAUCCUUGUCUAAACACAAUUAUUACUCUAAAAUUACAGUGGACAUAACAUGUAUGUCCUGCCAUCCACAGGCAAUGGGUUAAAAGUAGUGAUUUAUUUGCCUAGACUGUUAUUCUGCUCUUUUAGUUGAUUUUGAAGCAGUAGAUUUAUUAAAUUUAUACCUCUGUGGGUUGUGUAAAAAUUGUUUAAAAAGAAAAACAAUUGGAUGCUGAUGAUAAGCUGGGCAUGUAAGGUCAUGUUUUAAUUGAAAUUGUAUGUCAGUAUUCAUUUAGCUUCAUGAUAUAAAUGAA